AUGGCACAGGUUGUACGAGUUGCCGUGGUCGUCCGAGAUGAAGUCCACGAGCGAGUUUUUGUGCUGUGCUCCCGGGUUCUUGCCCAGGAAUUCUUUGACAGAGUCCCACAGGGUCGGGAUCGUGGCGUGGAACUCGUAGAUCGAAAUCGUGAACCCGUACACCUUGUUGUGCUGCCUGAGCACAGAAAAUGGGUCGUAAUCAACGUCGCAGUAGAAAUCCACGUCCGGCUCCACUCGCCAGUAAUACCUGUACUUCUGCAAGAGCGGGUGUCGGUAGAAGAAUCCAGAGUUAUAUCGACACAUGUGGCGAUAACUCUCAGAGUCUGCGUAGAUAAUGCCCAUGUCGGCCAUCUUGUUCCGCUCCUCUCUGGCCUUGUCCUGGUCGAUGAAGUCCGGGUACGACCAGUGUUCUGCUGGGAUCAGUCCGAAUUUGGCCUCUCCAGAAACCAUCUUGGAAACUUUGUCUUUAAACUCGUCAGAAAACGGUUCAUUGUUGAGAAACACCCAGUCAUAAUGGAAGUUGCGAUUGAACCGGUCCUCCAGGUUCUGGAUCGACCGCACAAUGCCGCCCAGGUCCUCGUUACGACAAAGACUCAUGAUCGUGGCGUUUUCCUUUGGCACUUUUUCGGUAGCCAAAUUGAUCACCCUGUACGUCUCUUCCUGGAUAACGGGUCUACUGUACUCGGCCCGCUUGAGAUAGUACAGGUUGCCCAGUGCCAGCAGCGCAGCAAACGCAACAAACAGCCGGACAACCCAAACAGAGUUCAGCCGCAAUCGCUGGCGAACGCUCUUUAUCAUCAUUUGGAUAAAGAAAAUAAACUAUUCUUUGCCUAA
Ogataea philodendri is the source of this 834-nucleotide messenger RNA. RefSeq lists its product as uncharacterized. NCBI's taxonomy places the organism in Eukaryota, Fungi, Ascomycota, Pichiomycetes, Pichiales, Pichiaceae. The transcript has a single exon. Bases 1 to 834 code for a protein of 277 amino acids. The record is from RefSeq and is a predicted model, not a curated record.